GAGCCUGGUAGGGUGGAGUUUUAUAGGAUGACUCACACCCACCGAGAUGGCAGCUUUGUCCGGGAGGAGUCAAGAGAUAUAGUUGAUAGGGCAACAAAUCUUAUUUCGGAGCGCGUCGGGGGGUCAUCAUCAUCCGACGCGACCCAUAAUAUUGAAGCUGAAGUGCUCGCUGAAUUGAUGGGCCCAGAGCGUUAUGGUCGAGUGAGGGGUUACGGCGUUGGAGUUACCCCCACUCAGUUGUCUUCAGUGGGCACAUAUACAAGAAAUGCCAGAGAAUCUAGUAACACUGCAGAAGUUCGUCGGCUUCAAGCAACUAUUGAUGAGUUGAAGCAAAACCAAGCAAAUUUGCAGUCUCAGCUUACGAAUAUUUCUUCCAUGUUACAACGGUUUCUCCCUUCUCAGAUUCCUGAUACUUCAAAUGCUAGUAGAGAUGAUGAUGGAGCUGAAUCCCGUCCCUGAUGCAUUCUAGAUUAUCUUUUAUGAGUUUGAUAUGUAUAUGUUUCUGCUUUUUCAGAGUACAUUGUAAUUUGCUUUUUCAGAGUACAUUGUAAUUUGCUUUUUUAGAGUACAUUGUAAUCUGUAUGGCAGCUU
Messenger RNA from Phoenix dactylifera (date palm), 591 nucleotides. NCBI's taxonomy places the organism in Eukaryota, Viridiplantae, Streptophyta, Magnoliopsida, Arecales, Arecaceae. The record is from RefSeq and is a predicted model, not a curated record.